Molecule: messenger RNA, 1704 nt
Organism: Effrenium voratum
Lineage: Eukaryota; Dinophyceae; Suessiales; Symbiodiniaceae
Source: the annotation of a GenBank genome assembly
AUGGCAGAGGAGCGCAAGGUGGAGGAGGUGAGCGAUGAAGACGAGCCACAGGAGAAGACAGUAGGCAGCUCACCGCCAGGGACCGAUGAUGGGGAAGUUGGGAAAGAGGCGGAGGCCAUAACGGAGGUCGAGGCCAAACAGCCACCUGAGCAAGUAAAGGAGGCGCCGAGUCGGCUGCGUGACACGUUGUGCUUGAGUACCUGGCCAGAGCACUCACAGCUUGCAGCGGCGGAAGUCUUGCGCGAAUACGAAGCGGGGCCUGCGGAGCAGCUUGAGGCACUUGAGCAGGCGAUUCGAGCUGCUUUCCAGGAGCAAGUGAUCGGCUUGAUGGAGCCCAACUUUGCCCCGUCUGAGAAGCACUUGCAGGAUCUGCGCGCUGCGUGGUGUCGUGAACACGGCUUACAGGCAAUUCGGGAGUUUGCAGCGAAGUCCACAUGGCUGGCGCACAUCCAGCCUUUGGUGGCGGUCGCAAGCUUGGAGCCAGGAGCGCAAGCGGCGGCAGAAGCAACGCUGCAGCGUGCCACGGCUGAGCAUCUUUCGUCGCUGCAUGAGAGGCUGGAAAAGGAGUGGGAAGCACACAUCCAAGAGAAGUUGUUAAAGGCCCCAUAUCUGGGGCAAGUUCCGGAGAUGGGGCCCAAUGGGCUGUGCACGCCGACCUUGGCGAAGGCAUCAUCGGCAUUGAUCCGGUUACGCAGGAGAUUGGACGAAGAGGAAGUGGCCCGAGCGUGGUCCGCACAAACCAAGAAGCGUGCCCGUGGAGGCAGCUGGCCAGAUGCCAUGCCCUUGUUUUGCCGUGGGUGCUCCGACCGUGCUGAACAAGAGAUGCGCCUACCUCGCAAAGCCUUUCCGCCAUGCAACAGCAGCGACGUCUGGCAUAAGCUCAUUGCUCUGGGAAUGGACCAGCUCUGCAGCAACUGCUUGCUUGCCCAGCAACGCAAGGCAUUGUAUGCCACGGAAGGGAAGCCACCACAGCCAGAGCCAGCAGCUCCUGAUGCAGGCGCUGCCUGUGCCUUCUGCCAAGGAAGCAAGUCUGGACAGCUUUGCAGCUCCUGCGCCAAGAAGGCGCUGCGGUGCCGCACCUGUGCAACAGAAAAGCCCUUGAGCAAGUUUCCGCUUGCGCGGGUCUUGGAGUUAAAGAAGCAAAAGGAUCUGAAGCGGCGGGCAGUCUGCAGUGUGUGCACAAGCAGUGCGCCCAAACGGACGCAGGCAGUAUGGCAACAGAAGGAGUACAAAUGCUAUGGGCCUUGCGCAAUGCACAAGGCGCCGCGGCACUUCGACACAGCGAAGCUCAAGCAACUGGAGGCAGACAAUCUCUUACACCUGGCAGUGUGUGGGCUUUGUCAGAGUGAGGAGCUGAAGCCAGGUCAGGCUUGGGUCCAGUGCACGGCGUGCAGAGUUACGAAGCCAGCAAGUGCGUACAGCCUGGCCAGGCAACGGUGCAAAGUGCGGACAGAGUGGAAAUGUCAAGCUUGCGAUUUCCCUGAGUGCACACUGUGCAAGGAAAGGCCGCUGGAGCCGAAGCAGAAGCCAUACAUCUGCGCGAAGUGCCGAUAUCCUCCCUGCCCUGUGGUCAAGAGCGCCCCCGGGGCGGGAAGUACAUGCGAAGCAGGCUCCCAUCGUGGACUUGCAAAAGAUGCAAGGCCGCGGCGGGACAGCCCUGAGCGGCGACAGAACAGCGAGAGCCAUUCGAAAAAGCGCGCCUGA